GGUGACAAUACGCAGAGUUCUUUGAUAUCACUUACUGGAGAAGAAACUCAACCUCAAAACACGUUUUUUUUGUUGCUUAAAUAGGACAAUGAGUGUAUCUGUCACUCGCACAAUUUCGAAGAAAAAUUACGGCAACAAAGUUGUUACGCGGCAGCGGGAGUAUGACCACUUGUACGAUCCAGUUUACACAGUGUCAUCGGAGGUAGACCAUGCCAGAUCUUAUCUGAAGGCCUAUGCGUCUAAGGACCGAGUCAGAAGAGUGCCUGAGUAUGAGUCCAUGUUCAGUAACCUGUCCCACCACCCUCGGUUUACUGUUCACCUGGACCCUGCAGACCCGGUACCGACCUCUAUUGAUCGCUGCUGGCGGGGCCACACUGAUCAGCGUAAAGAGGCUCUGCAGCAGCUGGCUGGGAUUAUUCCAACUGCCGAGUGCCUUGUGACCGGAGUUGAUAGCUGGAAAUACUUUAAACGCCCGCUGAUUCCUUUUGCACAGCAUGCUCCCCCGGAUGUUAUUUUUGCGUUGCCUAAAGAACAGUUUGCAUCUUCUGGUGGAAAGAAUACUGAGCAACAGCCUACACACGUCACUGUGGGGGUCCAGACCGACUACAGGGAAAGUGAAACCCAGACGGACCCGUACAGCUCUGAGUAUGUGGUACAACCUGGGCCAUCUCCCUCAGAGCUCCUUCGUCUGGCAGCUUUGACUUGGGGUUGUGGUCUGCCUGCAGGCCUGGCAGAAGUGGAAAUGAUAGAGCGUGCACGGGCAAAAAGAGCUUGGGAGGCCACUCUUCCUCCAUUGAAUGACAUCAGUCAGCUGGACAAAAGGAGAAGAAUGAUGGAAGAGAUGGAGGUCAAAGAGUGGGCUUUCAGAGGAGAAAUCGAGAAGUUGCAGGAGACACGUCUUUCUGUCCUGAAGGACCUCCUGAGACAAAGAGAUGAGGCCCAGAAAGAAGUCACAAAUGACAGACUGAACCAGAUAUAUUCUAAGAAACAAAAAGACAAAGAGUCUAAGCUGCACAAGAUUCAAAAUGACUACAUCAGGGAAUUGAGAAAACUGGACGCUAAGGGGCGAAAUAUGGAGAGGAAGGUAGAGCGUCUUGGUGUUAUGAAAGAACUGAAAGAUUCUCAGGCAUAUGCCCCAAAGAGCCGCAGUGAUAAGUUCCCCAACAGGAACAACCGAAGCCAGGAGUUAAAAAGCCACUACUUAGAUACAUAUGAAGGUUUGGUGGAGCUAGAGGCAGGAAUCUCGGCCUCUGUCCUUAAGACAUGGGGGAAAAAAACAAAACCCAAAGUCCACAUCCUCAAGAGUAUGAUCAAGCCCCCAGUGUGCAGAGAGGUUGACCUGAUGAUAAAAUACAAGGCUCUCAAAGAGGAGCGUGAGAAAGAGGAGCAGAUGCAAAAGAAAUCUUCACGUUUUCUUCUCAAGAGGGAGAAGCCUGUUGCUCGUCCUGUCACUCCCAGAGUGGAGGAGCCACCAGAGGGAGAUGAGGAGCGAGAGGUUGCGGUCAUCCACUUGCAAAAACUUCUAAGAGGAAGAAGUAUCCAAUAUGAGAUGUUUGAAGGCAAGGAGAAUCAUCUGGACCUCAUCCAUGAACUGAGGACCGUCCAUUCACUCCAGAGGGAGGAGCAAGAGCUACAGAAAGCUGACAAAGGGCUUGUAAUGAGCCUUAAAACACAGAGAAACAAACAUACCCAUGAGAGCUCUCAAGAGGAGGCGUCCCAGGCCAGAGUGGUAGGUGCAGAGCUUGAACAUAUAUUCGACACCUUGUCCAAGGAGCUGAUUCAUCUCCAGGAGGAGCGCAGGAUACAUGCAUUCACACUCCUGGCUGAGAGAGACCGUCGCAUGCGAGAGGCUGAGGAGAGUGGAAGGAGACAGGUGGAGGAGCGCAGACGCAGAGAAGAAGAUGAGAUUUUCAGACAAGUGGUUCAGGUACACCAGGAAACUGUGGAUUUAUAUUUGGAGGACAUCAUCCUACGGACCUUGGAGCAGUCAGCUGAUGAGCAGGCCAGGGAGGAGAUCCGAACGACAGCAAAGGAGGUCAACGACAUCGCUUAUGCCAUGGAGGAUAGCCAGAACAAUCUUCAGUCGGAGGAGAUUGUAUCAGAGUUGGUGUACAGUUUCCUUAUCCCAGAGGUGGAGAAGAUCACCGUCAGACAAAGAGUGCACCAAAGGCAGCAUAGACACUUGCAGGCGACUCGGAGCAUCAUUCAGGGGACUGUAGAGCAUUCUGGGAUCCUUCCUCUUACUUUGGGGGCUUCUCAGUACACUUGUCCCUCUGAAAGAGCGUCCAACCGAGUCCUCGAGGAGAUGCUCGGGCAAGCAGAGCAGGAGAAGGGGAAGGAGACAGAGUAGCACCACAUUAAAACUGAGUAAAGAUGACUAAGCAUACAAAGUGUACUGAGAUGCAGUCUUAUGUCUAAAUGUGUUGUUGAUUCAUAUUAUUAAAGAUUAAAAUUA
This is a messenger RNA of Eleginops maclovinus (Patagonian blennie), 2455 nucleotides long. RefSeq names its product cilia and flagella associated protein 91 (gene cfap91). The record is from RefSeq and is a predicted model, not a curated record. NCBI's taxonomy places the organism in Eukaryota, Metazoa, Chordata, Actinopteri, Perciformes, Eleginopidae.